This is a messenger RNA of Scedosporium apiospermum, 1173 nucleotides long. RefSeq lists its product as uncharacterized. The record is from RefSeq and is a predicted model, not a curated record. Gene Ontology annotation, molecular function: mRNA binding. The transcript has 7 exons. Lineage: Eukaryota; Fungi; Ascomycota; Sordariomycetes; Microascales; Microascaceae. Bases 1 to 1173 code for a protein of 390 amino acids. Gene Ontology annotation, cellular component: cytoplasm; nucleus.
AUGAGCAAUAUCAGAGAGACCUCGCAGCAGGACCGCAGGGUCUACGUUGGUAAUCUAUCCUACGAUGUGAAGUGGCACCAUCUUAAAGAUUUUAUGAGACAAGCUGGAGAGGUUCUCUUCGCCGAGGUGUUGUUGCUUCCGAAUGGAAUGUCGAAGGUGGGCGCCUACACUAUUGUGGAAUAUGCAACGAGGGAACAAGCCCAGAACGCAGUCAACACUCUAAGCAACCAGAACCUUAUGGGAAGACUGGUUUACGUUCGAGAGGAUCGAGAAGCUGAGCCCAGAUUCAUUGGUUCCAGCGGCGGCCGAGGAGGCUUUGGAGGCGGCAUGCAGGGCGGUUAUUCUGGCUACGGCGGCGGCGCCCCUGGAGGCGGUGGUCGACAGAUCUAUGUCGCUAACCUUCCCUACAACGUAGGCUGGCAAGAUCUCAAGGAUCUAUUCCGCCAAGCCGCACGCAAUGGCGCCGUCAUUCGCGCGGACGUCCAUAUUGGCCCAGAUGGCCGGCCCAAGGGUUCCGGCAUCGUCGUAUUCGAGAGCCCCGACGACGCACGAAAUGCCAUCGCCCAAUUCAACGGUUAUGACUGGCAGGGAAGACUCCUAGAAGUCCGUGAGGAUCGAUACGCCGGAAGCGGCCCGAUGGGUUUCGGCGGUGGCCGAGGCGGAUUUGGUGGUGGUCGCGGUGGCUUUGGCGGUGGAUAUGGCGGUCGCGGAGGUUUCGGAGGGGGUCGUGGUGGGUUUGGUGGCGGCUACCCUCCCCGUGGUGGCAACUACCCUGGCGGCGGCUUCGAAUCCAGCGCAGGACCUGCAGCCCAACCGAAUCCUUUCACUGAUUACGCCACGGCCGGAACUGAACGAAGCGAGAUUAUUUACGUGAAGAAUAAGCAGCUCCCUUGGUCCACAAGUAAUGAGGACCUCGUCGAUUUGUUCUCCACUAUCGGAAAGGUGGAGCAGGCCGAGAUCCAGUAUGAGCCAAGCGGCCGUUCUCGCGGCACGGGUGUCGUCCGCUUCGAUACGGCUGAAACCGCGGAAACCGCCAUUGCGAAGUUCCAGGGAUAUCAAUACGGUGGCCGACCUCUGGGCCUGAGCUAUGUCAGAUACCUUCAUCCAGGUGGUGGUGAAGACAGCAUGGACACCGAUACCCACGGUGGCCUUACCCAGGACCAAAUUAUGUAA